This is a messenger RNA of Serpula lacrymans var. lacrymans S7.9, 1484 nucleotides long. RefSeq lists its product as uncharacterized. Lineage: Eukaryota; Fungi; Basidiomycota; Agaricomycetes; Boletales; Serpulaceae. The annotation marks the transcript as partial. The transcript has 23 exons. The record is from RefSeq and is a predicted model, not a curated record.
GGUCUAACUGGGGAGAUUUAAGUAGGGCACGGACAGAAGAGCAAAGUAUGGUGACAAAACUGGGUAAACCUGACGUUUCUGGAGUCUUGAAUGGCGGUUAGGUAAUGAGCGUUGCGAGUUCAUUGCACAUUUGAAGCGGGUCUGGGACUGCCUGGAGAACGAUGGUUAUUAGACAUCUGGUGCACAAAUCCGGCUGAGCAGUAGAUCUGGGUGGCUGACGCUUCAAGUUGCAAGCUUGAAGAUCUUUUUUUGGUCUCUCAUGGUUAGCGAGAAGGCACGGCUACAUGAUCAUUUUCACUCCGGUUUGUGCGGGGACGCUCGAACAAAGUCCAUGCCACAAAUAUCAGUAACACACACUCUAUGACACAGGCACGACUUAAGAUUCGAUCAAUAUCCUCCUAAAACACCAAAGUUAUUCUGAGUCCCGAUCUGUUUUAUGAUGUCACGUGAUGAUAAUUGCUAGGCAUUGCCCCCUAUGCUUUUCCACAAGCCCAUGUGUGUUUCUUUUCUUCAUCGGUAUGGAUAAGCAAAGACCCCCAUAAAUGAUAUAAACUUGUCCAGUCUUCACUGGCAAACGCCUGUGCUCACAAUGUCGGAUAUCAACAGCGAAGUGUCAGCCAUUCCCUACCUGUUACCCAGUCUUAACAACUCCUUUGGUGCCUACUACAUCGGCCUUUUAUUCUCUGCUGUCUUUUAUGGUUUCACAAAUUUACAACUCGUAACAUAUCUUCAAACUCAGUGGAAGCAUGAUCGAGUUGUUUAUAAAAUAAUGGUUGUAUGGCUUUGGUUGCUUGACACGAUCCAUAUUGCUCUUAUCUCGCACAUGUUAUACUAUCACCUCAUCACAAACUUUGCAGAUCCCCUCGCACUCACCGUAAUAAUUUAGAGUUUCAAGGCACAGGCCAUAAUAGCCAUGAUUAUCGUAUUCUCUGUUCACUGUCUGUAUGCUCAUCGUCUCUGGAUUUUGGGAAAGGGACGGAACCGUAUUCUUUCUGUGAUACAAGUUGUUGUCGUAGCUCUUGACACAGGUUUCAGCAUAUUUCUAUGUUACAUCAUAUUUCAGUGCCACUUAUACAGCGAUUUGCGGACGGUGAAAUGGGAGCCUAUAACUGUACUUUCCGUGCUCGCCUCCAAUGACUUCCUCCUUGCGGCAUCCAUGUGCUAUCUCCUGGCCUUAUCACGAACUGGAUUCUCAAAGACGGACACAACAAUCAAAAGAAUAGUCGUUUAUGUGUGUAGUUCCGGGUGCUUGACAAGCCUCUGCUCUCUGGCCGCGAUUAUUGCAUGCGCGGUGAUGCCAAAUAACGCUAUCUCCCCAGCAAUCGAAUUUUUACUCUCCAAGCUCUAUGUGAACUCGUUUAUUGCACUUCUCAAUUCGCGGAGUCAUGCAGAGCAUUUUGGAGAUGUCAGUAUGUCGACUCUUGUAUCUGUCUCACAUCCAGUCAAGUGCCAAGACGACGAAGAGCGUCGAACUUUUGGAGUAC